Molecule: messenger RNA, 7664 nt
Organism: Astyanax mexicanus (Mexican tetra)
Lineage: Eukaryota; Metazoa; Chordata; Actinopteri; Characiformes; Acestrorhamphidae
Gene: slc33a2
Product: major facilitator superfamily domain containing 3
Exons: 6
Coding region: 226-1479 (417 amino acids)
Biological process (GO): transmembrane transport
Cellular component (GO): membrane
Molecular function (GO): transmembrane transporter activity
Source: RefSeq, a predicted model, not a curated record
CGGCGCAGCUGCGUGCUGGUGGUAAGAGGAGGCUGUGGCGGCGGAGGCUGGAGGAGCUUUAGCCCGGAGUUUCUGUCUGACAGCGGGCUGCAGAAGCGCUCACACCAUGCGGUCUGUACCCAGCACAGCCCGGCAGCCCGGCGGGGGAAGUUAAGACCAUGAGCUGAAGAUCGUUCAGCCGUCCUCUUCCUGUCGUCCUCCCUCCUCCCCACCCUGCUGUUCCCAAUGAUGAACGAUAAGCUUGUGUUCCUUGGGUUGCUCUACUUCAUCCAGGGCAUCCCAUAUGGCCUGCAGUCGUCCCUGCUGCCCGUGUACCUGCGCGGCGCCGGCCACUCCCUCACCCGCAUCAGCCUGACCAAAGUGCUGUACUUCCCCUGGGUGCUUAAAGUACUCUGGGCACCCCUGGUGGACCGGACGGGCACCAAGCGGUGCUGGCUGGUGACCACCGUAGCUGGUCUGGCCCUCACGUGCUUGGUCAGCGCCACCGUGGCGCCCGAGUCGCAGUACGCGGCCGUGGCCGGCGCCCUGCUGGCUAUGAACGUGCUGGCCUCGGUGCAGGACAUCGCGGUGGACGGGGCGGCCGUGCGCCUGCUGCGGGGGCAGGGCGAGCUGGGGCUGGGUAACACUGCGCAGGUGGUGGGCUACAAGGCGGGCUCCGUGUUCGCGGGAGGCGGGCUGCUGGCUGUGAUUGACGUGGCCGGCUGGGGCUGGAUGUUCACUCUGCUGGCCUGUGUGUACGGAGGUGUAGCACUGUUCGUUUGGGGAGCCCCCGUGCUUGACGGCGAGGCAGGCAGGACUCAGACGGAGACGCGCCGGGGGUCCCGAGACGUGGUGCGGCCCUGGAGGGUCUGGAGGAAGCUGAUGGCCGUACCAGGGACGCCGUGGAAUAUGCUGUAUGUGCUCACCUAUAAACUAGGUGAGCAGGGAGCCAUCACCAUGUUCCCCCUCUUCCUGCUGGAUCAUCACAUGACCUCACGAGAGCUCAGCAUGUGGAACGGCGUGGUCGCCAUGGCCUUCAGCAUCUGCGGAUCCUCUGCUGGAGGCUUCUUACUGUCCCGAUACAGCAUUGGUUUGUUGAUGAGGCGAGUAUUCGUGAUCCGGACCAUCAGCAUGGUGUUCCAGUGUUCCCUGCUCACAGUUCUGGAACCUUCACCACUGAUGAAAGGGAUGUCUGUAUUGAGUUUGAGCGUGCAGCACUUCAUAGCAGGUCUCAUCACCACCCUGACCUUCACCUCCAUGAUGAACUGCACUCAAAGAGCUGAAGAAAGCAUCCAGGCCACUCACUACAGUUUCCUGGCUACUCUGGAGGUUCUGGGAAAGCUGAGCUUCAGCGCCCUGGCUGGAGGAAUGGUGGACACGGUGGGCUUUCCCGUAGCCUUCCUCCUCUUCCUCUUCCUCACCUCCAGCAGCGCCCUGCACGUGUGGAGCGCCACGGAGUCGGGGGUACUGAAGGAACAGCUGAAAGGGCAGCCUCAGUGAUCAGCUUUACCCGCAGGCAGGAACAGUGAGGUGUGUGCGCGUGUGUGUGUGUGUGUGUGUUAAUGUAAAGAAAGCUGAUAGACCGGCUGCUGUGAUCAGCUUUACCUGCAGAUAACCAGACCGUAAUGAUGGAUAAAUUAAUAAAUAAAUGAGUGUGAGCAGAAUCAGGACGUAGCUUCACCCACAGUGUGUAGUGUGUGUGUGUGGCAGGAGAGGUAAGUGUGUGUGUGUGUGUGUGUUUGUGUGCGGUCAGACGUUUCUUGAAUGUUCUGAGGUGUGUUUAAGAAGAUCUGGGGGCUUUAAGCAGAAAUCAAUAAUAAUAAAAAUCCCUUUUUGGGAGAAAAGCUUAAAAAUCAAACUUAAUUAAAUCAAAAUGACUGAUAGAAUUCUUUCUAAAGAAAACCCAGCAGCUACACAAGCUAAAGCACUUCACUUUGUGAAACUUCACAGGGUGGUGCUGUUCAUGAUCUUCAGGGAUUCAAUAGAAGAAGAAUACCUGCCAGUCUGAGUGAACUAGAUUCUCUAAAUCCUCGAUUCGAUUUUAUUUCAUGAUUUUAGGGUCACGAUUCGAUUUGAUUCGAUUCUCGAUUUUCUUUUCUCUUUUUUUUUUACAGCAGAGAGGUCUAUGGCAGUUUUAGAUUAGUCUAUGGUCAGUCAUUGGUUUGAUUCAUUAAAUUUACAAUAUCUUAUUUCAAAAGGUGGGCUUGAUAUAAGUGAUGCAAAGUGAUACAAGUGAUCUGUAAUACACCACAUUAGGCACUAAUGGUCUAAUUUAAAUAACUUAAUUAAGAUACAUAUGUAAUGCCAUCUAGUGGGCUUUUUUGGUAGCAGCAGUGUGCACUAUUAAAACAGCAAUGUGCAACAUAACAAAAUAAAUAAUAAAAAAUACAGGAACAGUCAUGUACAAAAUAAUAGAACAAUUAGAGCCUUAACAAACUGAACUCUAUCCUACUAUAACAGUUAAACAUGAAAAAUAAAACUUUAAGACUUUUUCGGUCCCUGAGAAUGAGAAGUUUUUUUCUUUAAUAAAGAUAUAUUAUUAACUUUAUCUGAGAGAAAGAUGCUCCUUAAGGUACCAAAACUAUUAACAUAUUUGAGGCUAGACAAAACAACUGUUAUUUUAAUAUUUUCAAGUUUUUCUUUAAGAAGAUAAGAAUGUUCACAUUCUCUGGAGAAAGAGCUGCUCUCUGAGCAGUCACAAUGUCCGCGGCGUCGGCUACAGUGUGCUGCGCCAUUUGCGUAGCUUAGAGGGAGGGAUCGUCAAUCCUCUUUUUGACUUCGAAGCUCGAGACGAUGAGAUAAUUUGAUCGAUUUCGAUAAAAUAUCAAAAUCGUGACACCCCUAUUAUAUACUGGUGUGUUAGAACUGGUAAAGACUGAACCCCACAGUGUCACGCUUCUCCCUGACUGGCAUCACCCGUCUUUAUCCCACUGCAGCACCACCCGUUUAUCAGAGCUAGACAUUAACAACAGCAACAGCUACAACUACAGCGCUCCCCGCAACCCAACACUGCUAACAUGAGAAAUCUACAGCCUCCUGUAUUUCUCAGCAGCAGCAGCCGUUUAAACUGAGCCAAAAACGGAUCUGCCAGCUUAUUAAUGCACUUCAUAGCAAGGUAUAAUAAUUUAAUGACCUGUUAUUAAAUAAAUUACAGUAAUUCAGGUUGUACUAGUUAAGCUGUAAGGAAACGGAAUAGAAGUUAAAGUACAGAAUAGAAUAUGCGAUAUGAUAUGCGAUAUGCUGUAGGUAUGAGGUCAUGUCUGUGUCACAGUGUUCUUAGUUCUUAUUAAGGUACAAUAUAGAAUUAUGAAAGAGCUACAUAUGUAAAGAUGUAAUGGUGCAGGAAUUUGAAUUUUCAAUUUGUAUAUAUCGUUUCUGAAUUUAAUUUGUAUAUUUUCUUAUGAUCUUAAAUCUUGUGUCCAUCGAAUCAUUAUGGCUAGGGCUGGACGAUAACUGGAUUUCAGUAUACAUCACAAUACAAAGUGUUUCAGUAACUGUUAUAUACUACAAUAUGAUUUUUUAACACAUUUUAACACAAUAUUUCAGUAUCGAUUUUGAGACCUGAAUUAAGCAGAAGUUCAAAUUACAAGUCAAUAGAUAAAUAACGGACAAACUAAAAAUACUAGUGCAUCGCAAAAUAUUAGAAUAUUAUUGAAAAGUGAUUUAGUUCAAAAUGUGAAACUCAUUAUAAUUAUAUAGAUGUAUUAAACAAACUGAGAGAUCUAUUUUAAGUGUUUAUUUAUUGUUGAUGAUUAUGGCUUACAGCCAAUAAAAACCCAAAAAUCAGUGUCUCAGAAAAUUUGAAUAUUAUUUAAGACCUAUUGGUACUUUCUGCAGUGUGGGCAGUGUGCCAAAUCCUGCUGGAAAAUGAAAUCUUCAUCUCUUCAUCUCCACCAGCAGAUGACAUGUCUCUCCAAACCAUCACUGAUCAUCAGUAAAUUUUACAUUUCAUUUGUAAAUGAAGGGAUCAGAGUCUGGAGGAAGAGUGGAGAGACACACAGUCCAAACUGCUCGAGGUCUAGUGUGAAGUUUCCACCAAUCAGUGAUGGUUUGGAGAGACAUGUCAUCUGCUGGUGUUGAUCCACUGUGUUUUAUUAUCAAGUCUAAAGUCAGUGCAGUUUUGUUUUCCCACAAAAUCUUACAGCACUCCAUGCUUCUCUCUGCUGCUGAUAACUUUUAUGGAGAUGCAGAUUUCAUUUUCCAGCAGGACUUGGCACACUGCCCACAACUGCCAAAAGUACCAAUUGAUCUUAUAUAAUAUUCAAAUUUUCUGAGACACUGAUUUUUGGGUUUUCAUUGGCUGUAAGAGAUAAUCAUCAACAAUAAAAGAAAUAGACAUUUAAAAUAGAUCACUCUGUGUUUAAUACAUCUAUAUAAUAUACAAGUUUCACAUUUUGGACUGAAUUACUGAAAUAAAGUAACUUUUCAAUGAUGAGAUGCACUAUUUUAUUUUAUAACCUGUGAUCUAAAUAUGGUUAAAUAUCUAAAUUCUGUGUUUUUGUCUAUGACAUGUAUGACAUAUUUGAGUAAUCACAAUUCCCUGAAAUCGUAGGGACUAUGUUCUAUAAAUAUGUUUUUUAUUUUUAGGCAAAUAAAAGUGCAUGAACAUCCUUCAAACUGGUCUAUAAAAAAUAUAUACAGUAUUUAAAGCAUCUGUUGCUGACUGAGCUUCAUUACAGGAUGCUGAAGACGCUGCCAUCAGUUCACUAUAGGCUACUAGAGGCGGUGGAUUUAUACUGUAUUUAUCGAUAUUACAAUUAUAUUGCAUUGACCGAAAUAAAGAGCUUUAUAUGGUGAUGUAUACUUUGGCCGUAUCGUCCAGCCCUAUUUAACAGAAAUAAAAAAACAAAAACAAAUGCAGUUUUUUUUUUUUUAAAGGAACAAUUCUGUCCACAACGAAUAUUUUUAGAUAAGUAUGUCAUAUUCAUUACUGUGCACAAAUCAGAAGUGUCGGAUGUACAUUAUUUUUGCCAAUGGGUUUGGAGCACACUGAUUUGCUUUCACUCAUAUUGUAUGUGAAACACUUCAUGCAUUUAUGUGCAUUUUCUAUGCAACGAUGCAAUAAUAUGUUCACUUUUAUUAUUUAAAAGUGUUUAAAUCAAAAACUGUACAUUGUAUUUCCUUGUGUUUUCUUGUUGAAUACUAGCCAAAAAUAUAGUUUGUUGCUAUUAAUGAAGGCUUGCAGAGGCCAGGUAGCAAUUAUGCAAUGGACAUCGGAAGCCAUGAUUUAGCUGGAUACACGACGGGCGAGUUUUUUGAACAUUGUUUAAUUUGUUCAAUUGUCUUAUUUGUUAACUUUGAUUCUGAAACAAUAUGAAUGUGUAGCACAGGGCUGCAGAGUUGUUUUAGGAUUUAUUUGAUUGUUUAUGUGUGUGUGUUUUUUUUUUUAAAUGAUUAUCUUUCCCAACUGGAAUUUUUUACAUCUUGUGUUUAUUAUGUUAAAGCAUCAGGAGAUUCAUCGUGUACAGAUGUGUAUGAUAGAUUAUGAAUUUGUUGAAUUUUAACGUGUUUUAUGGGGCCUUAAAGAUGAACAGCGGAAAGAUGGACAGUGAAUGCGUUUACAUGCACUCAAAAAAAUUACUUUAUAAUCUGAUUACUGCAGAUAUUUGAGUAUAUAUUAUUAUCUGUGGCUUUAAUACCUAGUUUAGAGUAAUUUGAUUAAAAGAAUUGGAUUUUAAUUCUCUUUAUUUUUAUUUUUUAUUUAGUAUUCGCUAUUUGUUAAGCCUGUGCAGGAGUAAAAACAGACCCAGUUGGUGUUAAAACAUUUCGAUUUUAAUUAUUUUAUCUUCUAGCUGAUAUACAGUGUGAAAAAUAAUUAUUUGAUCUUAGACAAAAAUUUAUUUGUAAUUUUUUCCCCAUUUUCUCCCAUAUUUACACCGCCAAUUACCCAACCCACUCAUUAGGACUCCCCACACCAGGAGGGUUAAGACCAGUACAUGCCUCCUCCAAUACAAGUAAAGUCCGCCUCUUUUUGAACUGCUGCUGAUGCUGUAGCAUUACCGAGCAGCAUCACAGCGCUAACGCUUAGAGGAAAGCACAGCGACUCGGUUCUGAUACAUCAGCUCAAAGACGCAGCCUUGUGCUGAUCCAGAUCACCCUAGAAGUGAUGAGGGGGAAAGAGAGAGCGCCAUCUACUGUACCCACACAGAAAGAGCAAGACCAAUUGUGGUCUCUCAGGGCUCUGGUAGCUGAUGGCAAGCUACAUGAACAGGAUUCGAACCAGUGGUCUCCUGAUCAUAGUGGCAGCGCUUAUCCCGCUGGACCACUUGGAGCCCCUUGAUUCUCCUGAUUUUGAAAGUUUACUACCUUAUGAAUAAAUAAACAGUAUAAUUAAUUUAAUUUAAUGAUCUUAAUUUAACUAAAGAAAACAAUAUUAACAAAAAUAAGUAUUUGAUCCCCUACUGACUAGCAAAAUGUGUGACCCUCACAGAUCAGAUAUGUACCCCUAAGGCACACAAAUUAGUUUUGUCCCUUUAAGAAAGUACUUUUACUCUCACCAUGUUAUGUAAGGGUCAAAUCUCUCGAUCGUUAUGGAUAACACCGAAGAGUUGUCCAACGAUGACCCAAACAAGAUUGUAGACCUGCUUAGUGAAGCUUAGUGAAAAAGAAGCUCUACUGAAUUGAGAAUUCAGAUUAUUAAUGAUCUCAAGGGAGCUGGAAGCACAGUCAAUCAAGAAAACCAUUAGUAAAACGCUUCACAAUUAUAGGUUAAGGUCCUGCAGUGCCUGUAAAGUCCCUCUGUUAAAGAAGAAUCAUGUUUUGGACCGUUUAACAGUAAACAUCUGAAUGACUUAGAGAAGGCUUGGAAGAAUGUAAAGUAUUUAGAUGAGACCAUCAACUCUUUAUGCCGUGUUUAGAGGUAGAAAAAUGAUGAUUAUUACUUCAAGAUUACCUUCAGCUUUUGGGAUGUUUCUUUGCUAACAGUCCAGGAAGACAUUGACGUAUUGAAGAGCUGAUGUAUGUACUUUAUAAUCUCAAAUAAGAACCUCCUUGCUUUAACCAGAACACUGAAGAAGAAAACAUGUGGAGGGAGUUUAAGGUUCAACUUUUUGUACUAAACUUACAAAAUCAGCCAGGGAUCAAAUGAAUAUUUUACCAACUGUAUGUCCAUAUUGCAUUUCGAUGUGUUGUUAAAAAAUGUUUACGUCGCAUCUCAUUCUGUGAGUUUAUUGGCUGAUUGCAAAUGAUCAGAUUUCCUAAGUUCAUGCAAAUGCAUUGAUCAGAUUUUCUGUCAGAUAAACACUUGUGAUCGGAUAUAUGACGUGCAUAUAAACACUUUCCCUGUCUUUACAAAGCACCACAGGCUAUUUAACUAUGCUCGGCGCCCCCUUGUGGAGAAUCUUUAACCUGCUAAAUGUGAGAUACAAGCCAGAAUUGAGGUGCUUUGCAUCUAAACGGUACAAACAUUACAACAUAAUUUAUUUAUACUUAGGGUAAAUAAAUACUUAUAAUUUCAAAAUAACAGUGCAGAUUAACUACAUACGAAUCAACAGCAUGGAAUGGUUUGAUCAGUGUGGUUAAUUAAGGCUUCCUAGGGCUGUAUGAGACUACCAUAUCAGGUGCUCUCCUUAUAUGGUGUGUUUUUGUGUUUCCCUUGAAUUCACACAAAACCAGUACACACGUUCUAUGAUAUACCAGCAACGCCUUGCACAAAAUAUACGAAUAAAAAUAUUAUUACACUUAAA